This is a messenger RNA of Batrachochytrium dendrobatidis JAM81, 483 nucleotides long. RefSeq lists its product as uncharacterized. The transcript is spliced from 3 exons. NCBI's taxonomy places the organism in Eukaryota, Fungi, Chytridiomycota, Chytridiomycetes, Rhizophydiales. The record is from RefSeq and is a predicted model, not a curated record. Bases 1 to 483 code for a protein of 160 amino acids.
AUGCUCGCAGCAGCUCCGACCCAUCAUGAAUCCGCAGAGCUUGAUUCUAUCACUCCACAAAUACGGCUGGCAGACAGUAAUAAUGUGCAAUCUUGGAAUGAUGCUGUCGGUUCAGACACUCGACAUCCUGCCACUGAAGCUAGUUUCGAUAGCACUAGUGCCAUUGAUAAUCUUGCUAGUGGAUAUAUGAUACUUGAGGAUGAUCAAGACGGUCCUGACACUUGUUUGGAUCAAAAUGCCAAUGAAUAUGAAUCGAUAAUUGACGAGAGUUCGGUUUAUGAUCCAGCAGAUUACCAGCAAGCACCACUUCCGUUAGAAUUGGAGAGCCAUCCAUCCCAUGAUAUUCCAGCAGCGGAUUUGGAUGUUAUCCGACAAGUCAUGUCGUCAAUCCAAUUGCCAACUCCUUCCUGGGCAAGUGCCAUUCCUGAGCAUAAAUGGCUGCCUGUUUUCAAAAGUAGUCCAGCUUCAAACAACCAGGAAUAG